UUGAAGAUUGCCGAACGAUUCUAUGACGAACAAACUACGGUUAACUGGAUGAGUGGUGAUUGAGUGCUUCUCUCAGCUUCUUUCCUUCCGCAAUUGUGGAUUUGUCUCAGUUUUUGACGAUAACUGAUAUUAAAGCAUUAUACGUUACUUGAUACGAUAAAUUUGCGAAUCGAAAACGAUACAUAGUUCAUAACAAUAGUGCACGUUAAAGAGCUGCCUGAUAUUUUCGUCAUGCUGUCAGAAUUGGCAAAGGAGACAGAAUUGACGGGAGAUUCUUGUUGAUAUGGAGGUUGCCGAGAAUUUACUGGUCUGUGUUUUGUCUUUUCUUGGAAGGUUUCUCGGAAGUUUUUACAUCAAAAGGUCAUCGGAAAGCGUGAAUUGCAUCACGAGAAUUCACGGUGCUAUUGGUACCGUAAAAUUAUAAGGAACGGAGUUGUCUUUCAAUCGUUCAACUGCACCUUGUGUACUUUAGUGACCCUUGAAUGCCAACACAACGCAUUUAAUUAUUUUAUCUUGCUUUGUCAAGAAAUAUUAAUUGCAAAAUGGCAUCAACUUCCAGUGCUUCGGCACAGGUGUUGAUGAAUAAAGGAAAACGUGGUGCUGCUGCAUAUAUUCAUGCAGAAUGUAGCAAUCCGACCAUUGAUGCAGCAGGUCCACCACAUUUAAAUGAACUCUUGGAUAUUCUUUUGAAUCCCAGUAAACCUAUUGAUGACUGGGAAACUAUCGAUUGGUGUAAAUGGCUAAUGGCAGGUGGCCGUACACCAGAUGAAUAUGCAAAUACAGUACGAACUUAUGAUAAUGCUACUACAUGUGGAUUAGUGUGGACUCCUAAUUUUGUUGCAUAUCGUUGUCGUACUUGUGGAAUAUCACCUUGUAUGUCUCUUUGUACUGAGUGCUUCAAGAAAGGAAAUCAUCAUCGUCAUGAUUUUAACAUGUUUCUUAGUCAAGCUGGUGGUGCUUGCGAUUGUGGUGAUGCAUCUGUUAUGAAAGAGACUGGUUUCUGUGAUAAGCAUGGACCAAAAGCUGCUGUUAAUAAAUCUGCUGCACCUUCAGAUUUAAUGUGCGUUGCAGAAGCAAUGAUGCCCAAAAUUAUUUUGCGUCUUAUUCAACAUUUAAGAGAAAAUUGUAAAGUCGGAUUACCUAGUAUACGAGAAUAUACAGAUUAUAGAGUUGCUAUACAAGAUGCAGAUGUUUAUUUAACUAUGCUUCUUGAUUUGAACAAUAUGGGUGCACUAAUGAGGCAUGUUAUGACAACAGCACUCACUAAUCCACAAAAGUAUAGAGGUCUUAUGGAUCCUUCUAUCUCUACUGGUCAAUCAGAGUAUGAUAACUAUUGUCAAGAUAGCAACAAAAUAUACCAAGAUGCUGUGAAAUCUUUGCCAAAUCCAGAACCACCUGAUGAAUACAAAGAAUGUGCAUCUUUACAAGAACAUUUAGAACAUACAACCUUUUUGGAAGAAUUAAUGUUUUGGACUGUUGCCUAUGAAUUUCCACAAAAAUUAGUAUGCUUAUUAUUAAAUAUGUUACCUGAACCUGAUUAUAAAGAAGCUUUAACUCGUGCUUUUGUUCUGCACUAUAGCAGAAUUUCUAUGAUGUUAGAACGUUCUGCAGACCCAGAUACUCUUAGCAAUAGGGUUGUGCAUGUUAGCGUACAGUUAUUUAGUAAUGAAGGUCUUGCAUUGAGGAUGGUUGACCAAUUGAAAUUAUUACAUGUAAUGGUUAUUUCUUUGAAAUAUAUGAUGAGUAAAAUAUUAAUUCAAAAUACAUUACAUGAUCCAGAUAAAAAUUUUCAUUAUGUUGUUGAUUGUGCACGCCAAGUAAUGAAAGAACAUUGCUACUGGCCUCUUGUGUCAGAUUUAAAUAAUGUUCUUUCUCACAAACCUGUUGCUGUAAGAUUUAUGAGUGAUGACACACUUUUGGAAAUGUGGUUUGAUUUUCUUUCUAUGUUUCAAGGAAUGAACGUUAAUCAGAGAGAAUUAAGUCAACAUGUUGAAUUUGAACCCAACACAUAUUAUGCAGCAUUCAGUGCUGAAUUAGAAGCUAGUGCUUAUCCAAUGUGGGCAUUAGUUUCACAUCUGCGUGGACCUGAAAGUGCAACUCUUAGUAGAAGAGUUCUUACAUUUUGUCUCAUAGCUUUGCAAGAUUGGUUAGAUGGAGUGAAUUAUACUCAUCCUAACGUGAGUGAUAGUCUACAAGUAUCAUUUCAUCUUCCCCUUCAUAGAUACUUCGCAGUAUUUAUGUGUCAAGCAGUUAGGCAGCAAGGUGUAACACUUCAAGAUUUGUUACCACCCACUGACAUGCUUCAUCUUCUUAUGAUGCAUCCACUGCGAGUUCAGGUAGCAUUUUCUGAAAUUUUAAAUGGAUUAUGGGUACGUAAUGGACUGCAAAUAAAAGGACAAGCUAUGACAUAUAUUCAGUGUAAUUUCUGCAAUUCAAUGGUUGAUGCAGAUUUGUAUUUAUUACAAAUUUGUGCAACAAAACUACAGCCAGAUGUUUUUCUAAAAACUGUUAUUGAAAAAUUUCAUGUACGAGAAUGGAUGAGUCUGAGUUUAUAUCAUGCACCCCAAAAUGAAUAUUUAGAAGGUGAACAUGACACUCUUAUGUUAGAAAGCUGUUUAACAUUUUUGGCAACUCUAGUUAAUGUACGAACGAAUUUAGGUUUGUCUGAUCCUGAAAUGUCCUGUCUUGAAAUGGUUACUUUAUUAUGUAUGGGAGAUAAAACUCAUAGUCAGUUAAUGGAAUUAAUGCCAGAACGGUGUGGCACUACACAGAAUAGAGAUUUUGAAUCCGUUUUAGCUGAAGUAGCACAAUAUCGAGCUCCAAAUCUUGAAGCUAGUGGAUAUAUGCAACAAGGCAUGUAUGGUCCUAAACCACGAGUUUGGGAUGAAUUAUUCGAUCCAUUACAUGUUUUACUAAGGGCUGUUCAUCGAAGAGAUUUUCAAAUAUCUAUGGAUCGUUUUACUGAAUAUGUAAAGCAAUCAGGUAAAUUAAAAAAUAAUGCAACGCCGUGGCCACCUUUUCGAUAUCCUGCACCAGUUUCACCAGACUAUGAAGAUCCACGUCUUGUCCUACGUACUAGAGUAUUCCAUGCUAUGAUAUUUAUAAUAUUAUAUAAGGCUGUGAAUGGACAUAAUAUAUCAGAGCAUGUUAUGGCAUUAGCCAUUUAUCUUCUAGAAAUGGCAGUUGUUACUGCAGAAUUACCUAAUAAGUCUAUCAACCCUUUAUGUCAGUAUAUGGGUGCUAGUUCAAUUCGUACGAUUAAAGAUAUGGACUUAGCAAGCUGGUAUGAAAAUGAUAAUUUAUCGGAAAACUUGAGGACUGUGAUACCUCAAGUAAUUCUAGUCCAAGAGCCAGAACCAAAUAGUUCAGAUAGUGAAUUUGAAUGGGAAAUUCAAGGUGAAGCAACUGAAGUUACUACUACUUUAAUGUUAAAUGAUGGAUCUGAAGAAGGUUCAUUGGAAGUAUUGGCUCUACCAUCAGUAGAACCAAUUAAUGAUAAUAAUGAUAUAUUAACCACUGUAAAUGUUGGUUCUCUUCCAGCUUUGCCACCAGCAAGUGUCGACUUUGACAUGGCAAUUAUACCUGAAGAUGGAAUUGUUGCUAUACAACAUGGUAACAUUGAAGGUGAUUUAAUGCCUCUACAAAGAGCUUUACUACCAUCCACUGAAGAAUCCAUGGCCCUUGCCCUUGAAUCACCUCCUUCACCAAAUAAUACGGUUGGUGGACAGCCUGCAUUACCGCCUGUACCUCAACGUCCUGCUGUUAUGGCUGGUAACGAAAUAAUUAGUACACAAACAAUGUAUUCACGACUUAAUACUACUGGAGCAACAACGACGGACAUUGUUCCAUCAACAUCAAACAUGCAUAAGCAUUGCAAGCGAAGAGAACCUCAAGUUGGGCCACAAACUGUGAAAGUAGGAGAAAGCAUAAUUUCAUUGCUUUUGAAAUUACAUUCUCAAUUAUCAGGAGUACCAGAUAGUUAUAAUCCUGACCAAAGUGUAAUGGUAGAUAGUGAAGCAAGUAGUAGCACUGCUGCACCAGCAAAAGAAUCUAGGAUUGGUGAUGGCCCAUUCUUUAUUUCACAACUUCUUAAAAAAAUAGCAAUUUUAGAUCCUAUGUGUAGAGAUACUAUUAUAGAAAGCAGAAAUAAAUUAUGGCCACGUAUGCAAGAUUGUGAGGAUGAACAACGUGAAAGAGAACAUCGAGAAAGAGAAGAAAGGCGUAAAAGAGCAAAAGAAAGGCAACAAAAACUUAUGGCAGAAUUUGCCAAUAAACAAAAACAAUUUAUGGAAAAAGCAAUGAAAACGGAUGAAGCAGGUGUAUCAGGAAUGGAUUGGGAUCAAGAGGAUGAUACAACAAAAUUGACUAGACAAAAGGAAUAUGAUUGUGUAAUAUGUAAUCAAACUACACCAAGUAGUGAAGACAAACCCAUGGGUCUAGUUGUACUAGUACAGGCAACUAGUGUUAUUGGUCACGGAAGAAAACGAUUAGACAGACUUAUUUUGCCUACAUCUGAUGAAGAUCCACCUAUACCAAAAGGUGACACACAUGGUGCUCAUUUUGAUCAUAGAAUAGAUGAAUUAAAUCGACAUUUCGAUACGUUUUCAUGGUUACUAUCUGUUAAUUUGGGUUGGGAAGGAGGUGUUCAUGUACAGACAUGUGGUCAUCAUUUACAUUUAGAUUGUUUAAAAUCUUAUUUACAAUCAUUACAAAGUCAACAAAGGCAACCAAGUCUAGCAGUUGAUACAGGCGAAUAUUUCUGUCCGCUUUGUCGACAAUUAGCUAACUCUGUUUUGCCAUUAUCACCGCAAUUAGGAGAAUGUGCAGCAGUAGUACGAUCUUAUCAAGCAUCUCCAGCAAUAAUACUUUCAGAAUUAAAUAAUCUUUUAAAAGAGAUACAACGAAAUCCAGUCUCAUCAAAUUUAGCUGUAGCAAUGGGAAAAGCCAUGGAAGAUAUGACAAGUUGCACAUAUUUAAAAUAUAAGCAAAAGAACUGUUCUCCUAGUCACCAAAGCUUGUUCCUUUUUGUAACUUCUAUAGCCAGAACUAAUUUUGAGGUUGAACUCGUACAACGUGGUGGAUCGUUAUAUGUUCCUUCGCCUAAUUCUAUACCUUUAACACCAAAACGUGACUGUAUUGUUGCUCUACUUCAUGUUCUUGCAAUGCACGCAAAAGUACUAACAACAUGGCCAGUACAUCAUACUUGGCAGCAACUAUCAGGCAUACCAGCAGAACCCUGUGCACCACUUGCAUUAACGCCACAUGAAAGAGAAGUUCCAUUGUUACUCAGAGAUCCAACUGCUCUUCUUAUACAAUUUAUAUUACUACUUCCACUACACUUGGAUCAAGCAUACUUCUCGAGCGUUGUGAAAGUUAUAUACAACUUGCUAUACUAUCAAGUCAUAGUGCAGAUAAGCUGUGAUCUUUUACAAGCAGAAAGAAAUACAAUUUUAAGAAGAGGCCAGUGUGGUGAAUGUACCGCCACUUCUUUAGAGAUUAUAUUGUGCAGAGUAAUUGAGUAUUUUAGUGACAGUGAUCUUUAUCGUACAGACGAAGCUAUUCAUAAACCAUCAACUUCAUCUUCUGUAUCUUAUGCCAGAGUUAAAACACAUUGGAUUGAACGACAGAUACAGUCUUUAUGCUUACCAUUUUUAAGAGUGGCUGCAUUACUCCGUUAUCAUCUAUAUGAACAACCAUUGCCUUUUGUUAGGUCACGCCAAUUUGAAUUUGUCAAAUUAGUGUAUUAUUUAGAAUUAGUGGCAGAAGGUAUGGAUUGGGAUAAUUUCAAUUCAACAGUGGCACUAAAUUGGCAAGAUGUAGAUGCAAGUAUUUCGGUUCCUCGUUUAUGGUGCGAUCAGUUACUUGCUUUUGUUAAUAGAAGUGAUGCAGCUAGAAAUUUAAUAAAGGAACAGCAUGUAUCUUGGCAAAUACCAAAACUGCUCAAUCUUCCAAGAGAAUAUGAAAAAAUCUUUACGUAUUAUCAUGAACGGCAAUGUCGUCAAUGUCAUUCAGUUCCUCAGGAAAUUAGUAUUUGUUUAUUAUGUGGUGCUAUUGUUUGCCUAAAGCAGAAUUGUUGUAAACAGAUGAAUGUGUGUGAAGCUGUUCAGCAUUCAAUUGAUUGUGGCGGCGGAACUGGCAUAUAUUUAGUGGUAACAUCAACUUAUAUUAUUGUAAUUAGAGGUCGAAGAGCUUGUCCAUGGGGAUCUUUAUAUCUUGAUGCAUUUGCAGAAGAAGACAGAGAUCUAAAACGAGGUAAGCCUUUGUAUCUUAGCCAAGAUAGGUAUCGAUUAUUGGAACAGCAAUGGCUAGCUCAUAGAUUUGAUCACACGAAAAAAACAUGGGUCUGGCAUCGUGAUUCUCUGUGACCUUCCAUAGUACUGAAUGCUCAUAAAUUUGAAAUGAAGUCAAGACUCAUUUAACUUGUUUAUUAUUAUGCAAUCUCUCGUUAACGAUAACAGCGCUUAAUGAAUAAACAGGUUGUUCAAAUACUUUACGAAUAUUAUAUUUAUUAUGAUGCAAUUGAUAAGUAGGCAUGACAAUGAAUGAAAGUAUUAUCCUACAAUGGACACUGAACUAAAUUGUCUAUAGUCACAAUUCUUGAAUAAUUAUAUCGAAAGCGUAUGUUUGAAAUCGACCAUUGUAUAUUUUAUUUAAAUAUAUAUAAAUAUUAUGUCCUAAUAAGAGGAGAGUACUUAUCUAGCAUCUAGUGUUUGUACUUUAUAGAGGAUGGAUAAAAUUUUAAGUGACAAUAGCAAUUUAGAAAAGAAGAUAAAUAUUAAAAUUUGUCCGAAUAAUUAUUUGUGCAAACAAAUUAUGGAACGUUUAAUUAAUAAGACUUAUAUUUGCAUCUUCUUUGUUAUAAUAUUCAUAGGCAAAUCUAUUACAUUUGACUUCUCUAAAUGCAAUGCAUGUUUUCCGAAUCAUAUUAUUGGACUAAUAUAUAAAUAAAUUUGAUAUAAGCUAGAUUAAUAUUACGAAUACAUUUUAUAUUUGGUUAUAAUAUCAUAAAAAAUAUAAAUCAUUGAGUUUUUCCAAAUUAAUGAUAAAGAAUAUAAGAAACAAAACAUUCUAAAAUGUAUUGUGUUAUAAACGCGAUGAAAUUAAAAAUUAAUGUCUUUUCUUUAGGUAUUUUUUAUGAUUUAUAUACAUUAUAAUUGAUACUAUCAAAAUUAAUUAUUUUAUAUUGGAUAUAUACAAAUGAAAAAAUUAAUUUGGUAAUUUAAAUAUAAUUCUAUGGUUGAAGGUAUAGUAUAACUUUUGUAAGAGAAUUGAUUUAUUUAAAAAGUUUCUCUUAGUAAUUUUGUAUUUUGAAGAUUUACUGAGAAAUGUUGUUGUUUAUUCACUUAUUAAUUUAAUAUUGUGUCUUAUAUCGGAUUGUUAAGAAUUGUUUAAUUUUUAUUAUGUAAUAAAAAAAUAUAAUCAUAAUUUAUAAUAUAAUAGGUUUUUUGUUUAAGAUGCAGAUAAGAAAGAAUGUAACAAUAAAUAAUGAUUAUUAUAAAUAUUUGUUUGCGCAAUAAUAAUUUGCUUCAUAUUGAUGAUUCAAUGAAAAUUAAUGUAAAAUUUAAAUUAUAAUUAGAAAUAUAUUAAUAUAUGUCAGAAAAGAAACGUUAUAAGAACGAUACUUUACAUUAAACUUAGUGAUCAAUAUGUGUAUACGGUAUUUUUACGAUAAUAAGAAUCCUAACACUGAGAUAAAUAACAUAUACAAAUGAUUUGCUGAUUAAAGUGCUGCAUAGUGCUGUUACUAUAAGAAUUGCUUCUUUUACAAUAGAUAUUCAUAAUCUGUAAAUAUGUAAUAAUUAUAGGAUAUUGCAUAUUGCAUUAUUAGUCAAUGCUCAAAAUCAGAUGAUCUGUACAUAAUUAAUAAUUAUUUUUAGGAAUCUUUCUGCUUAUAAUAUAAGAACAUACAAUAAAGCAUUAUACAAAAAACUGAAAAUUUAUUAGUAAUGGCAAUUAUGAAUCAUGUUUAAUGUAUAAAUACAAAUGAUUCUAUUAAAAAUACUAAAAUUUAUUAUUUUAUCCUUUCAAUGUUUUUUUUACAACAGUUCUAAUAACAUAGCGAAAAAAUAUUUCAUCGAUUAAACUUAUAAUUACAAAAAAUGAACAAGUGUUAAAGAGAGGAUUUUAAAUAAAUACACGAAAACCUAGUAACUUGCCAAAAAAUAGUACUUAUUUUUAUUAUAUAAUUUAUCAAGAUUCAGACGAAAAAUGUGCAUGAUGUAUUACAAAUACAGAAUUAAGAAAACAUUAUAAUGUAAGGUUUAUUUUUAUGAAGAGGUAUCAGCACUUCCACGCUAUUAUUUUGUAUUCCUUUUUGAAUGAGUGUGAAAAGAAAAUAAAGACAAACAUUAUUCAUUCUUUAGUGUGCUGACUACUGGAACUGCUUGAACGUGAAUGUCGUUUAAAUUUUGGUUGAUCUACAGAGUCAGAAACAUUCUGAUUCUUCUUUGGUUUAUCCCUAUUAAAAUAAGAUGUAUUUCCAUCUGUAUCAUGUUGUGUAUUAGAUGUACCUCUCCUGUAAUCGUUGCGUCUAUCAUAAUAUCUAUAAUUAUCUCUGCCAAAUCUGUUCGUUCUGUAUGAAUCACGCCUACGAGGAGAAUAAUUUCUCCUACUUCUUCUAUCACGACUAGAUCUGCGAUCAUAAUCUCUAUCUCUCGAUCUCUGACGACCUCUUGAUCUAGAGCGUCUACUGCUGCGUCUCUUGGUUCUAUCUCUCGAAUCAUAUCUAUCGUAUCGAUUCGUUUCGUGUUUGAUAGACUUCUCAUUUUUACGUUUUGUAUCUACUUUAUCAUUUGAUGUAAUCUCAUUAAUAUCCAAAUUUUUAUUUACAUUAUCUUCGUUCUCUUGUACACUUUUAUUUGUAGUAUUUUUUUCUUCUGUUUGAUCAUUUUCUUUAUUUUCCAAUUGUUCGGGUAUACACGCGCUACUUUCAAAUUUUUCCAUUAAAUAAUUAUCUUUAUCAACUCGCUCUUCAAACUUAUCUAUUUUAUCAUCUUCGGAUUUGCCUCCUUCUUCUUCUUUUUUUAAUCGUUCCUUUUCUAAUUUCUAUAAACAAGAUUUGAAUAAACGUAACAAUUAAUCUAUAUUAAAUGUCAUAGUUUUGAAACAUACCUGAAAUUCAUGUAAUUUAAUAGUACGAUUUUGUGCUUGUUUCCAAUGUGGUGGAGUUACACUUCUAGAGCGGCUUCGCGAAGGAGUGUGAUAACGCUGGAAUUUGUAAAAAUUAAAAAUAGUACUUUAUGAUGUAUUACUUUUUAAAUUUAUUUUAUGAUGAAAUUGGCAUUAAGUCCCUUUACACAAAUAUUCAAUCAUUUUAAAAGUCUUCUUACAGAUGUACCUAUUCAUCUAUGUAUUACUAUAGAUGUAAAAAAAAGAAAUCGUAUAUCGUUUGCCUAAUUUGUAGAUUAGUAAGAUAAAACAGAUUAUUAAAAAAAGUGAUAUGAGAUAAAUCAUUAUAUUUUUACUUUUAAAGUAAAAAAAUUACGAAUACUUACAAAUACACCUCGUCCCUUAAAGACACGUCCAGUUUUUCUACGUAAUCGUAUACGUUCCCUGCCAAAAUGUUGUCGAAAUUCCUUUUGAUUAGCAUUAUUUGUAGGUCCUGCCCUAUAUAAAAAUUUAUUUGCAGGAACCUCAGGUAUCUCAUCAGGAUCAAUUUUUGUAACAGAUACAAGUGGAUGAGGCUUCUCAUUUUCAUCUUCGUUUGAAUCAUGGAUUUCACCAUCUUCUGAUUUAGCCCUUUUCUUACUAAUGUGUAAUAUAAGCAUAUAAUAUACGAAAUAUAAAAGUCAUGUUAUGUUACAAUAAUAACGAGAAUAAUUUUAAUUUUCUUAUACCUCUUCUUAUUUCUUUUUUUUUUGCUUUUCUCUGCAUGAGAAUCUGAAUCUGAUUCUGAAGAACUACGCUUUGAUUCGUGUUUUUUUCCUACAAACAAAUUUAUUUAUUUAAGGAUUAUUAUACUAAAUAUUCUUUUUUAUAUUCCCCAUAUAUCAUCUAAAAUUGAAAAUUUCAUAAAAAUUCAUAUUACUGACCUUUACUUUUAGUUUUCAAUAUUAAUUCUCCACAAUUUACAACCUUAGCAUCCUGCAAUGGACGAGACAUACGAUCAACAGGUAAACCCUCAAUGUGCAUAACAACUUCCUGGCCAGACACUACUUCUCCAAAAACGACGUGGACACUAUUUAUUUUAUGAGAAUUCCAUUAAAAAUCUAUACAAUAUCAUAAUUUAAUUAUUCAUUUUAUUAUUUACUCACUUGUCGAGGUGAGGCGCUGGUUGUGUUGUACUACAACAACAAAAUAUGAUUAAGGUGAUGAGAGAUGAACAGAAAGAGCCAGCGUUCAGUGGUCAUUGUGUUGUAGUAGUGGUGUGCAGACCCUUCCCUCAUGACUACACAAAAACAUGGCUAUAGUUAUUCAUUCUUUCACAUUUAAUAUUAUUACUAUUCUUUUCAAGAUUCUCUGCAAGUCCUAUGUGUAAUAAUGAACGUUCCAAAUACAUUUUAGUGGAACAAGAUAAGUAGUAUGAUAAAACUUAAAAUUAAAAAUGUCUAUUUAAGUUUUAUUCGCUUUAUACUAUGUAGCAUUACUUUUUAUAAACAUAACAAUUUGCCCAGCUAUUUGUAUUUAAUUUCACUCCCUUUUUUGGAUAUCUAGUAUCACCACCAUCAACUAAUAUAGAUAAUAAUUUCUUAAUUAUAUAAAAUAUCAUAUAAAUUGUUAUUAAAAUUGUUAUAUAAAACUAAUAGUAACAUGCAAAAAUAAUCUUAAUAAAUAAAAAAACAAAAAUACACUAUAUGUAUGAAGAACUUUUUUGAUACAUUUAUAGAACUAGUAUAAUACAGAAUGAUAAGAACUAUAUUUCUUUUUUAAUUACUUGAUAAAGUAGUAUAUGUCAUCUAUUGGCGGAUUUAAUCUUCAAUUAAAGCCUGAGGCAUUAGCCAUAUUUGGGACCCCAUUAAAAUAAAUCAAUUAUGUAUAAUAUAUAUUUUCUCAAUCCAACUGUUCAUGCAAACGAUGAAAUGAGAAAUACGUUUUCCAAAAUCGGUAAUAGUCGCAAAAAUAGAAAUAAAAAUAAUAUACCAGGACAACUAUUAAAUUAAAUUUAGUUUGUCGUGUGGGGCCCCUAUCUUAUGAUGCUUGAGAUGAUUGCAUUCACCUGUGUAAAUCUGCCACUGAUGUCAUCAUAUACAAGUAACUUUUUUAUAUUCAGAAAAUUAUUAUAAAUGAGACUACAGACAAAGAACAGUUUUGUCAACUGUUAGUGUUUAAAUAGUUUAGUAAUUAUAUAUAUGUAAUAUAUGUAAUUUGUAAAUAUAAAUUUACUAAAUAAAUCUCCAUUUUAAUACACGGAACAUAUUGUUGUAUUAAAUAAAGGAAUAGUCUACAAUACCAUUUUAUAUACUAUAAAGAAAUAAUCUAUUGAGAAAAUUAUACACAUGCAUAUACUAAUCUUUUUACUUACAUAAAAAAUUGUGAUCCAUUUGUAUCUUUACCACGAUUUGCCAUUGACAAUAAAAAUGGCUUAUUAUGCUUCAAAAUAAAAUUUUCAUCUGUAAGAAUAUUAUUAUUAACAGAGAGAGAGAGAGAGAGAGAGAGAGAAAGAGAGAGAGAGAGAGA
Messenger RNA from Vespa velutina, 11616 nucleotides. RefSeq names its product E3 ubiquitin-protein ligase Ubr3 (gene Ubr3). NCBI's taxonomy places the organism in Eukaryota, Metazoa, Arthropoda, Insecta, Hymenoptera, Vespidae. Gene Ontology annotation, biological process: ubiquitin-dependent protein catabolic process via the N-end rule pathway; protein ubiquitination. Gene Ontology annotation, molecular function: zinc ion binding; ubiquitin protein ligase activity. The transcript is spliced from 29 exons. Gene Ontology annotation, cellular component: ubiquitin ligase complex; cytoplasm. The record is from RefSeq and is a predicted model, not a curated record. Bases 543 to 6365 code for a protein of 1940 amino acids.